Molecule: messenger RNA, 843 nt
Organism: Physeter macrocephalus (sperm whale)
Lineage: Eukaryota; Metazoa; Chordata; Mammalia; Artiodactyla; Physeteridae
Gene: FBXO27
Product: F-box protein 27
Exons: 5
Coding region: 1-843 (280 amino acids)
Biological process (GO): SCF-dependent proteasomal ubiquitin-dependent protein catabolic process; glycoprotein catabolic process
Cellular component (GO): cytoplasm; SCF ubiquitin ligase complex
Molecular function (GO): protein binding; ubiquitin protein ligase activity
Source: RefSeq, a predicted model, not a curated record
AUGUGCGCCUCAGCCUCCAGGGGCCUGCCCGCCAGGGUCCCCACUCUGGACCCCCAACCCGAGGAGGCGCGGGGCCUUAACCAACUGCCCACGGAGCUGCUCGAGAUGGUGCUGAGCCACGUGCCCCCUCACGUGCUGCUCGGACGCUGCCGCCGGGUGUGCCGGCGCUGGCGCGACCUGGUGGACUGCCGGGCCCUGUGGCUGAGCAUCCUGGACCGAGACCACGCCGCCCUGUCGCCCGUCCUCCGCACCUGCCUGCCCGCCGCCGACGACCCCAGGCCCUGCGUCCUGGGCCGCUUCUGCGAGCUCCGACCCAUAGGACGCAACCUCCUCUGGAACCCCAAGGGCGAAGAAGUCCUGCAGAAAUCGAUGGUUGUGCAAGGUUGUGGUGCCCUGGCUAUGGAGGAAAACUGGGAGGCCAUGCCUAGGGCCCCUUUGCAGAUCUGCUUCCAGUGUGCCUACAGGUGGUGUUUUAAAAAGAAGCAAGUGUUGGACCUGGAGAAGGAGGGAGUUUGGCCAGAACUCCCGGAUAGUGGAAAGAUCGAGAUUUCUGUCUCUGACUGGUGGACCGGCCAACAAGGCACUGACAAUAUAUAUCAUCUAAUUAUCCAACUUCCAGAUGCCAACCAGUCCGUCCUGGAUCAUUUCUCUUCUGUGCCUAUGCCCAUUCGGCAGUGGAGAAACAGCGUCUCCUUUGAGGUCAACCAUGCGUUCUCCAACUUCAAGAAAGGCAUCCGCUUUGUGUCUUGUGAACACUGGGUCCAGGACAUGGAGUUCUUGUCUGAACAUUAUGGAGACUAUCUGCCCAACUCCGGUGUGAUUGUGCGGGUCCGUCUGUCCUAG